AGUUUUCCACCUGAAUUCUUCAAACUGGCACACACAUUAUUGAAGUGAGUGAGUAGAGUGUGAAAUAUCCUUUUGCUCCAUUAGUUACGGUUCCAGAGUUUUGAUAGCUAAGUGUUCCGUCAAAAUUUGCGGUCGUCAUUACAGAGUGUACUAUAGAUAGCAUGUCGUUGAAUAUUUUGGUCCCACUAUUCAUUUUCAUGAAUGUUUGUGGUAUAAAUUGUCAAAUAUAUUAUUAUUCAUCGAAGGAAAACCUUUUUUCUCCAAUUCUUGGAGAUAAUUGGAUCGCGAAGGGUUAUUUCAAUGACAGUAUAAACAGAACAGGUUUCGGUAAUCUAGAAAUUGAAACAAACGCCUUCUAUAGUGCCGAAACUCAAGCUUUCCACGCAGGUUACUUGGAAGGAAAGCUAACUAGAAACUUGAUCUACAGUCAUUGGUUCAAUGUGGUUGGACCCUUCUGCAAAUCUCACAACUGCUCUCUUAUCAAGGGAUUCUUGAGGGAGAAUAGGUUAUGGACGACAUGGAACUCAUCCCGCGAUUCUUACUGGUACCAGUUGAAACUCAUCCACUUUCAACUAGCAGGAAUAACAUUGGCAUACAAUAAAAAACGCCCAGAUCACCUUCCAAAGUUGCUUGUUGAUGAUAUUUGGAUGAUGAAUCUCUUCUAUGAGUUGCCAGAUAUACAGAGUAUCAUCUAUUCAAAUACAACAGAAACCGGACCGUCAACAACUGGAGAUUCCGAUCAUUGUUCUGCGCUCAUCAAAUUAAUGCCAGGGAACAAAGAUGUUUAUUUUGGACAAAAUACCUGGAUUCAAUACAGUGCAAUGUUGAGAAUACUGAAAAAGUACGUUUUUCCGUACUCGAUUUCUAAAAAUGACACAACUAUAGUUCCAGGAUCUCAAGUUAGCAUGUCAUCCUAUCCUGGAGUGGUAUGGUCUGUCGACGAUUUCUACCUGACAUCAUCUGGGUUAGCGGUCACUGAAACAACAAACACAGUCCACAACAAAGCGCUGUUUAAAGAAAUUACAAGUGAUAUUGGGAAGAUUGUCUGGCAAGGUUUGCGAGCUAUGAUUGCCAACAGACUGGCGACAGAUGGUGAAACCUGGCAUGAGGUGUUUUCUCGAUUCAACAGUGGUACCAGCAACAAUCAAUGGAUGGUUUUCGACUACAAUAAACUCAAACCAGGUGAAAAACUACCAGCGGGGGCGUUGUGGAUCAGUGAACAGAUGCCUGGGAAGAUAGUUAGGAUGGACGUCACAGACGUACUGAAUGAGAGAGGGUACUGGAGUAGCUACAAUGUUCCAUACACUGAAGAGAUACGUAGGAUUGGUGGUUAUAAUGAGAAGAUGUUAGGUCCCGAUGGACCAUGGUACUCCUACACUGAAACCCCCAGAGCGAAGAUUUUCAAACGUGAUCAUGAAACAGUUACCGAUAUGGAAAGUUUUAUGAAACUGAUGAGAUCCAACGAUUUCAGGAACGAUUCUCUGGCAGUUUGUAACUGUCUUCCGGCCUACAGUGGUAGAGGAGCAAUAGCUGGUAGGGAGGAUUUGAAUCCGGAGGAUGGUGUUGGAGUGAACAAGCGUUCGGCGCAUGGCGCAAUCGACGCCAAGUUGACUAAUCGCGAAUUGUUGGCGAAACUGCAGUUUGUGGCUGUGGCUGGGCCCACAACUGGCACCUAUAACCAAUUGCCUGUUUUCAGAUGGAGUGACAGCAGCUUCUCCCAUCUUCCUCACAUGUCUCACCCGGAUGUGUUCAACUUUGAGCCUUUCCUGAUGGAGUGGUCCCUCUAGUAGACAAACUAUCAUAAAUCACUAAAUCCACCCUCCCCAAAUCGUUAAUCACUAAGUCAGUAGCUGAUUCUGUUUUACCUCAAAGUCAGUUACAUACACACAUCGAUUUUUCGACGUACGAUCAGAUUAAACAGAUGAUAUUUCACAUUUCAUUUUAUUUAUUUUCACAUUUAACAACACACACAUCAAAUACAUGAUUAGAAAAGGAUCAACAGGUCUAGCCCAAAACUGUUUCCUUUCCAAAUUUUUAUAUUUGUCAAGUUCCGUUUAAUCUGCUAGAAUUCAUAAGGAAAGCAAAAAAUUGAACGUUCAAAAAUCGAUGUGUGUAUGUAACCAGCUUUACUCUAUUUGAAAGUUUUUGCUUGAGAAUAAAAUUGAAACUGAAGGCCUUAAUCGAUAAAUUGAUUCAGUGUAUAGUAAACCUAGUUAAGAAAAAAUGAAACCUAGAUGAAUUGAGAAAAGAAAGAUCUGACAGAAUGAAAAGGUGAUGGGAAUAAAAGAAGAGAAUUGAAGCGAAUAAACAAAGAAAGAGACUACAGUGAUUCUUGUGGUCAUAAAAUCUAAAAAAAAACUAGUUAUCAUUCUCAUUGCAGCUGGCUCUUAUAGUGAGUUAAUCGAAUUAUACCAAAAUAAUACAGGCCUAAAGACAGACGUUUGCAGACAGACUGAGGAAAAAUUUUCUCCAGGUGUUCGAGUGUUGCAACCAAUGAUCUAUAUAUACUAAGAGUUAUUAUAUUAUUUAGUAUAUAAUUAUAGAUCAUUGGUUGCAACUUACAAAGACGACCGUCUGUCUGCUUAUUCUUCUCACCUCUUUAUGCAGACAUUUGAUUUUUUCUUCGUCCAUCUGUUGCUAUGUGCGUAAUAUUCUAAGUACCUAAUUCUUACUUACACUACAACUGAUUCCAAUAAAAUUAUCCACAGUUUUA
Nilaparvata lugens (brown planthopper) is the source of this 2713-nucleotide messenger RNA. Its product is annotated as putative phospholipase B-like 2. Bases 162 to 1787 code for a protein of 541 amino acids. Gene Ontology annotation, molecular function: glycerophospholipase activity. Lineage: Eukaryota; Metazoa; Arthropoda; Insecta; Hemiptera; Delphacidae. Gene Ontology annotation, biological process: phospholipid catabolic process. Gene Ontology annotation, cellular component: extracellular region. The record is from RefSeq and is a predicted model, not a curated record. The transcript has 2 exons.